AUGGCCUCUGGCAUAAACAAGAUUCAUCAGUCCGGGACUUGCAAUGGAUCUAAAGCCGCUGGCAACAGCUCAGCGAAGGAAUGCAGCCAGGAAAUGCACAUGAAAAUGUGCAAGAAGAUUGCCCAGCUGACUAAGGUGAUAUAUGCCCUGAACAUUAAGAAUGAUGAACAUGAGGCUAGUAUACAGGCUCUGAGAGAGGCUCAUGAAGAAGAAAUUCAGCACAUUCUUGCUGAGACAAGGGAAACAAUUUUCCAAUGCAAAAGCAAGGUUGAAGAAGAACAAUUGCUGAGAAAACGUAUUCAGGCCCUUGAAAUUGCAGUAGAACAACACAAGAGACUAAAGGAAGAAGCCUUGGCAGAGUUAGCAUUGUGCAAGCAGCAGGCGGAAGAGAGGGAGCCGACAACAGAAGCGAAAAAGGCACUGAAGGUCCUUUCUAUGGACACAGUAGAUGCCAAUGCAGACUUUCAAAACAAGCUUCUACAUUUAAAUCAGGAGUCUGAUGGACUGCUGAAUGAAUACAAAGCAUCUAGGAGAGAAAAUGUAGAUAAAAAAGUAAUUUUAGAUGAAAAAUACAGUGUGAAAGGACAAGAUCUAACAAAUGAGAUGGAAAGCCUGAAGAGUGAGAACCAGAGAGCAACUGAAGAAUAUGCUCAGAAAACAAGCAAACUUCAAGCCUCUUAUGAGAGAGAAAAAGAGAAUUUGAAAAAGGCUAUGCAGCAACCCAUGAUAGCUGAAACGAACAGUUGUGAGCAAAGAGAAGUGGAGCAGAGAAAGAGCUCAGAGGCUGAGGACGGUCUUUUACUGCAGCAGGUAAAGAAGCUGGAGGCAGACCUGGAGGAGAAAAGACAGAAGAUAAAUGAGAGGAAGAAGCAUUCCCAGAAGCUGAAGGAGAGAAUACAGGAGCUCCAGACACAGCUAGAGGAAUUUAAAAGAAAGUCUGAGUGUGAACUAAAGCAACUAGAGAAAGAGAAAGAAGUCCUAACAGGGAAACUUCAAAACUCUUCACUUGAGGUGGCUCAGCUGAAGCAAAUAUUAGACCAACAAGCAAAUAAUUUCAAGGAGUCACUGAAGAAACAUAAUCUACAGUCCAGCAAAGAAAAAGAGAAGCUUUUGCAGGAUCUUCAAAACACUAUUAAAGAAAACCAGAAUGUUAAACUACAGCUGGAGGCAUCACAUCAAAAAGUCUUAAAAAUGUUGGAGAAAAGCAAAAUUCAGGAACUCAAGGAGACAGAAGAACGUUUGAAAAAGGAAUUUGAUGAGACUUUCAAGAUGCAACAUCAGUCUCAUAGGCUGGAAAUACAAACCUUGGAAGAGAAAGCAAAGAAAGAAUUACAUGAUGAACUUGAGCAGAUACAGAAGCAGCAAACCCUGUUGCUAGGAUCUCUAAGGAUGGAACUCUCUGAGCAACAGACAUCGUGCACUAAUCUCAAGAAACAGAUAGAAGAACUCCAAAUGGAGCUGAGGAGUGUGAGGACACUGAAGAAGCAACAGGAAGGAAGUAGCCAGAGCCAGAUCAGAUCUCUUCAUGAUGAAUUGGAAAAAUGUCAGAGUGAAAUUUCUGAACUCAGGAAAGAGAAUUUACUUUUGAAGGACACAAUGGAGCUACUCAGCGCCGAGUUGGAGUCACAGAAGCAAGAAGCUGCACAGCUUCAGGAUAGGGAGAAACUGCACAGAAGACUUAAAGAAUUAGAAGAAAAGUCAAGAAAGUGGGAGUCCAGAUCAGAAGAUACACACCUUAUAAGCUGCCUGCAAGACAAAUUAAGUGAGAGAGAAGAGAUUAUCAAGCAGCUGGUGGAAGGAAGAAAAUUUCAGCAUUCAGUUUUAGCUAACACUGAAUCUUAUAGGAAUCGAUCAUUUUCUUUCAACCCUAAUACAGGAUGCUUGACUCCUUCCAUGAAGCAGCAGAAGAAAAUGGUUGAGGUGCCCAGUCGUGUUGUCAGUGUUCCGAAUCUAGCUUCCUACGCAAAGAGCUUUCUGAGCUGUGACUUGAGAUCAAAAAGAAGUGCUCCUCAGAUAACAAAAUCUACAAGCUUAGACCGGAGUCCUGGCUGCCUCAGGGUGGGCUCUCCAGCAGCACAGUCCUCAGACAUCAGUGCUGCAACAAGGACACAUGACAAUGAACCGCCACAAACCAAAGAUGACCAAAAACAAGACACUAAGCAUCAAGAAUGGUUUACUAAAUAUUUUUCAUUUUAA
Molecule: messenger RNA, 2196 nt
Organism: Opisthocomus hoazin
Lineage: Eukaryota; Metazoa; Chordata; Aves; Opisthocomiformes; Opisthocomidae
Gene: FAM184B
Product: family with sequence similarity 184 member B
Source: RefSeq, a predicted model, not a curated record